Carica papaya (papaya) is the source of this 604-nucleotide messenger RNA. NCBI's taxonomy places the organism in Eukaryota, Viridiplantae, Streptophyta, Magnoliopsida, Brassicales, Caricaceae. The record is from RefSeq and is a predicted model, not a curated record.
ACCUAAAUCUGAAACGACAUACGAAAAUGCUCCAUUCUUUGCUAUUCCUGCAACCUUCGGAAAAUUUUAGGACUAUUCACUCUUUCGUUCAUACUGUAUCUUCGUCAUGGAUCUAGAUCAGCCUGUGGGAGAAAACUACACCAAUCCAAAGACAUGCUUCUUUCAUGUUCUCUUCAAGGCUGCAGCAUUGGCAUUCUACAUACUUUCGGCUCUAUUUUUUGAUAGCUUUGUUGUUAUCUUUGUGGUCACUGUUGUUUUAGCUGCUUUUGAUUUUUGGGUUGUAAAGAAUGUUAGUGGCCGUAUUUUAGUUGGGUAUAGGUGGUGGAAUGAAAUAAAUGAGCUGGGUGAAAGUGUGUGGAAGUUUGAAUCCCUUGACCAACAGUCAUUGGCUCGCAUAAACAAGAAAGAUUCAUGGCUAUUUUGGUGGACAUUGUAUCUAACUGCUGCUGCUUGGAUAAUCUUUGGAAUCUUUUCAAUCAUCAGGUUUGAGCCUGAUUAUCUCCUAGCAGUGGGAGUUUGCUUGAGCCUUAGCCUUGCCAACAUUGUUGGAUUCACCAAAUGUCGUAAAGGUAUGGAUUGAUGACUUAUAUUAAGUUCCAAAAUG